AUGGAUAAUCAAACUCAGGCGCUGCUGACCCUGCUGUCUCUGCUCACGGCCGUCGUGCAGUUGAACUCCGCAUUUCAUCACGCGACCACCGCGUACAUGCGCAGGAGACGAGCCAUCAUUCGAGCCAUCUGCGACAGCUCCCGUGUCCCGCGGCGCCUUCAGCCCGCCGCCGAGCGCCGUUUCUGGGUGAGACCGGGGAGAACGAGCGCCUGGUGGGAUAACUUCACGAACGGGGUCGUGGCUCCGGAGGAAUGGCGAGAAAACUUCGGGAUGUCCAGAUCGGCCCUGAUGCACCUGAGCGAGCGGCUGCGGCCGCAUGUGGAGGGAGCCGCGACCAAAAUGCGGGCGCCCGUGGAUGUUCUCACCAAGGUGGCGUGCACGCUGUUUUACCUGUGUGACGAGGGGAGACUCCGGAAAACCGCUAAUGCGUUCGGGCUGUCCCGGCAGGUCGUGUCGGUCAUCAUCCGACGAGUCUGCAAGGCCGUCACCGUCUUCCUGGGCCCGGACUACGUGAAGAAACCCAGCACGGAGCCUGAGGUGGAAGAUCUCGUCCUCAACUUCCAGCGAACACACGGUGUCCCACAAUGCUUGGGGGCAGUCGCCUGCACACACAUCGAGGUGAAACAACCCACAGCUAACUCCACAGACUACAUCAACACAAAGGGGGCUUACUCUUUGAAUGUCCAAGCCUUGUGCGACUACAAGUACUGCUUCGUGGAUGUGGUUGUGAAAUGGCCUGGUGGUGUGCACGAAGCGCGUAUAUUCACCAACUCCAAACUGUGCAGUGACCUGAAGGAUGGAACGAUCCCGUCCUCUCCUAAAGUGUUGGUGGAGGGUGAAGAGGCUGUGCCUGUGUUUCUUGUGGGUGAUCCAGCUUAUCCACUGAUGCCCUUCCUCAUGAAGGAAUACCCUGAAGGCGGAGUGACCCCACAGGAGCAGUCUUACGGGCUCACACUGUGCAAGGCAAACAUGGUGAUCCAGUGUUCGUUUGCACGCUUGAAAGCACGGUUUGCCGCCUUGAGGAGGGCCAUGGACAUAAACAUGAACGAUCUGCCUUUUGUCAUCUACGCUUGUUUCGUUCUGCACAACUACUGUGAACUGCAGGGACAGCCUGUGGAUGAGGAAAGCAUGAGUGCUGCUCUCCAGUACGACAGGGACUCUCAGCCACCCAGCACGUGUAGUAAUGUGAGAGCGGACGACUACGAAGCUGAGGGGAAACGAGUGAGACGUGUGCUGACAACAUUUCUUCACCCAUAA
Molecule: messenger RNA, 1257 nt
Organism: Paralichthys olivaceus (Japanese flounder)
Lineage: Eukaryota; Metazoa; Chordata; Actinopteri; Pleuronectiformes; Paralichthyidae
Product: putative nuclease HARBI1
Source: RefSeq, a predicted model, not a curated record